This is a messenger RNA of Lycium ferocissimum, 963 nucleotides long. RefSeq lists its product as uncharacterized. The record is from RefSeq and is a predicted model, not a curated record. The transcript has 2 exons. Lineage: Eukaryota; Viridiplantae; Streptophyta; Magnoliopsida; Solanales; Solanaceae. The coding region runs from base 69 to 767 and encodes 232 amino acids.
UAUGAAGAGAAUAGCGCGAAAUAAAGUGAGUGAACGAGAGUGCUCAUUCUUCAUUAGCCAUCUUUCAAAUGAGUUGCUCCAUAGCAAUACUAAAUUCUAUAUCCAGUCCUUAUUGUAAAUGUUCUCCAAAGAGCUUAUUUAAGUGGGAUUUAGGGAAUAACAAGAGUAAUGAUGAUAAGCCACAAGUCAGAUAUCAUGAUCUUGAUCUUCCUUUCCCUCCUUCCCUUGUCAGUAAAACAUUCUUGAAAGGAAGGGAACUGAAAUGCUGCUAUAAGGCAUCAGUGGAUGGAUAUAGUGCAACUGAUUUCCACAACAGCUCUGAUUUCAAAGGACCAUGUGUGAUCAUUGGCUACACAACAAAGGCCUUUAAGUUUGGAGCAUUUAAUCCAGAAGGCUACAGAAGUACAGAUGAUUAUUAUGACACUUUUGAUGCAUUUCUCUUUUACUGGGCUGAAGAUGAUCAACAACCAAUAACAUUGCCUAAAGUAGGGGGAAGUGGUGCUGCCCUUUUUGAUUAUGCUAGAGGAGGGCCACAAUUUGGUGCUGAUGGAUUGCUAAUUGGACCUCCAUUGGCUCCUGUCAUGGGUGGAUUUGCAGGACCUGAUACUAAUUCCGGGGUUGGUGAUUUAAGACAAGCUAAAUCAAGAUUGGGACUUUCUUAUGCUAAAAGGCCUGAUGGUAAAGAGUCAUUAUUUGGAGAUGAGUCUAAGGCUGUUAUUGAUGAAGUUCUUGUGUUUUGCUGUCCUCAAAUUGCUAGCUUGUAUUGAUUCAUGUUGACCAUGAAAGUUUGCUCUUUCUGGCAAAAAUGGAUGUCAUUACCUUAGGGAAGACUAAUUAAAUCUCAGGGAUCUUGAGGUGAAUAAGGAAAACAUUUAUUACUAUACUAGGUCAUAAAGUGUAGCACUGUAAAUUUCGCAUUUGUUUGUAUAGAUAUGGGCUGCAAUAGAUUAUCUAACGAGUCAA